Mauremys reevesii (Reeves's turtle) is the source of this 356-nucleotide messenger RNA. RefSeq names its product prolactin-releasing peptide-like. Gene Ontology annotation, biological process: response to peptide hormone; G protein-coupled receptor signaling pathway; feeding behavior. Gene Ontology annotation, molecular function: neuropeptide hormone activity; prolactin-releasing peptide receptor binding. The record is from RefSeq and is a predicted model, not a curated record. The transcript has 3 exons. Lineage: Eukaryota; Metazoa; Chordata; Testudines; Geoemydidae. Bases 89 to 352 code for a protein of 87 amino acids.
GGUGUGCACCUGUGUGUGGUUUCACAGGCUGGGCUCACACCUUGCUAAAUUCCGGCACCAGCCACAAGCCUUGGGGGAGCUGAAGGGAAUGAAACUGCUGGCUGCCUGCUUCAUGUACCUGCUGCUCACCUGUCUGGCCCUGCCCAAAGCCGAAUGCCGACUCCACGAGCGAGCCAUGGAAAUCAGGAACCCUGAUAUCGACCCUUCCUGGUAUACGGGGCGUGGAAUCAGACCCGUGGGACGGGUUGGCUGGAGGAGAGCUGUCGUGGAGAGCUCCCGGAAGUCGGGCUAUGGACACAGGCAAGCUUGCUUCCCUCUAGAAGAAAGCAGUGAAUCCCUUCAAGAUGAAUGAAAUG